CUUUAACGUCCACCAGCACCAGCCGAACCGAAAGAUUGAAGAUCAGAUGGUGCUUGGCGAGUUGCAGCGCAACCUGCGCAUUCGAGCUGCCUUGUCCGAGGCUGCUGUCCGCCCAAGAAGAGAAGAAGCUCCAGUGUCCCUGCCCAAUCCCACUCUGAGACCUGCCCACGCACGCCUCCCACCUCUCCAGUCCCCGACUCAGCGGCGCCCGCCAUGUCAACACCACAACCUCCCUCGCGGGAACACGGUCCCGCAGACCCAAGCCGCCCCUGGCUCCAGCAGACCGACUCGAGUUCCCUGCCCACCUCCCAGCCCGCAAGUUCAUCCGCCAGCUCACCCCAUCAGCAACAACAACAACAACCACAACAUCCGCCCUCCGCCCAACCGCCGCAACCACCGUCCCAGCGCCCGCCAACCCUAAGCGACGCGAUCCGAACCAUCAAACCGUCCGACUUCCUGACGUUCCACCAAGCGCCGUGCUCGCGCAACGGGCUGCUGACGGGCAUCGGCGCGGGUGCGGGCGUGGGCGCGCUGCGGUGGAUCAUGGGCCUGCCGGUGCCGAAGGCGGCGAACUGGGCGGUGGGCGCGGGGGCGCUGGCGGCGCUGGGCCAGUACGAGUACUGCCAGUACCAGCGGCGGGCGGAGCGCGAGAAGGUGAAGCGGGUCGUCGAGGUGUACGCGUCGCGGCAGGCGAGGGAGAGGAAAGAGAAAAAGAAGGAGGAGAAGGAGGAGGAGGAACGGCGGAAGGCCAGGGAGGUGAGGGAGCAAGGGGAGGGCGGGGAGAAGGGGACGACGGGCGGGAGGUCGUGGUGGCGGCUUUGGUAGGGGGGUAGGGACGUGUAGGAUACCGACAGAAGAGAACGGGUAGGCGUUGUGAAGGUGGGUUGAGAGAUCAUGUACUAUACGUGUACAUUCACACAUGGAA
Molecule: messenger RNA, 925 nt
Organism: Thermothielavioides terrestris NRRL 8126
Lineage: Eukaryota; Fungi; Ascomycota; Sordariomycetes; Sordariales; Chaetomiaceae
Exons: 2
Coding region: 214-825 (203 amino acids)
Biological process (GO): mitochondrial respiratory chain complex IV assembly
Cellular component (GO): mitochondrial inner membrane; mitochondrion
Source: RefSeq, a predicted model, not a curated record